Messenger RNA from Selaginella moellendorffii, 795 nucleotides. RefSeq lists its product as uncharacterized. Lineage: Eukaryota; Viridiplantae; Streptophyta; Lycopodiopsida; Selaginellales; Selaginellaceae. The record is from RefSeq and is a predicted model, not a curated record. The transcript is spliced from 2 exons. Bases 1 to 795 code for a protein of 264 amino acids.
AUGACAGGAAUUGGAGGACACCGUGAAUGUUGGAGCUGGAAGCAUGUGAUACGAGUAGAGUGGCAUUGGACAUAUAAGUAUUGUCAUGAGAUUCACACUGGGGGAGCAGACCGAGUGCGAGCACAUCUUGCUGGACUUCGGGCAAGAGGUGUGAAAACAUGCAAGGCAAUGAGGGAGAUCCUUCAUGAGGUUCUUAAAAAAGCUCGCAGCAGUUUUUUUGAUUUCGAGCUAGCAGACCCAGCAGAUGCCGAUGAUAGGCAUCUGCUGCAGCAAGCCACACAGGGUUUAGGGGGGCCAGCAGAAUCUAUGGUGGCAAGCACAGAGAACUGGUCCAGUGCUGGGACAAAGUUCUUCUUUGCCGAGAACAUCUCCUUCAACACAAUCCAAAGAGACAACUUGAAGAGAAUGCUGAAAUUUGCCGCAAAAGUGGGGCAUCUAGCGAUUGACAACCUCAUGGGAUAUGAGAAGUUGCGGACAACUGAGCUACAGCGAAUCUACAACAAUGUUCAAAAAAAGCUUGAAGAUGUGCGGCUAAGUUGGAGGACAUAUGGUUGUACCAUUUUCACAGAUGGCUGGUCUGAUAUCAAGAAGUGGUCUCUUAUCAACUUCAUGGUCAGUUCUGUGAGAGGCUCAAUUUUCCUGAAGGCUGUGGACAGCAAGAACACGAAGAAAACGGGAGCAUGGUUGUUUGAGCAGCUGAAACAAGUGAUUGCCAAGGUUGGUGUGGAAAACAUUGUGCAGGUGGUGACGGACAAUGCAAGCAACUGUGUGGUCAUGGGGGAGCUUUUGCAGUAG